GCUCGAGUCGCUUCAUUAAAAAAUAUUCAAUUUAUCAGUCAGAGACUUUGUUAUCAGAGUUCAAUUCAAAUGAGAUAAUCCAAAUGUAUCAUCACACUUGUUGGGAAAAAUGUCCAUACGGCUUGCAAGAGUGGAAUUUUUUUAUGUAAUAAGUAAUAAAUUCAGUUACAGUUCAUUUACAACAUUCAAUCUGGCUCGUCCUUAUUAAAUUCAAAUAUUGUCUGAUUGAUUUAAGAUGUCGAUGAACUGUAGGGAAGUUGUCGGCAUUGCAAUUGAUGUGCUAGUCCUGAUUCUUAGGCCAAUUCAUUUACCCAGACUCCUCGAGGUACAGUCUGGACGCGGCCAAAAUUAAAGAGAGUCAACGAGAUUGAACCAUUUUUUGGGUUUUCCUUUUUGACUCGUAAACAAUUCAAUUAUCUAGGACUUGGGAUGUAUAUAAAAUGUGUAUAUUGUCGAAGGAGUGUGUCUGGGUUGAUCUGGAAUUACUUGCAUUGGCAUCUCGGAUGGAAGAAAAUGAGCCCACAUGAAAAUAAAUUCUUAUUUUUAGUCUAUACUUUAUGCAUGGCUCUGGACUUAUGAUGAAGAAGCACAACCGGAAUGAAAGGUCCCUACAGUGUCCAAGCAAUCAUGCAAAAUCUUGAAAGAUAAAAAAAAAAAAAAAAAGGGUAUAUACACGUGUAUAUGUAAACUAUGAUAGUGUUUCUCUUUUGGGUUGAUUUGACAGGGGCCACUAUGGAUUAUUUGAUUCAAUAAAGCAGUGAAGCUGAAAGGGUGUUAUUGCAGGAAUCCAAAUUGCCUUCCUUUGACUGCAAUUACAAUGGGUUUACAAGCAAGAAACGUGGUCAGAAUUGAUUUUAACAUUAUAAUGGCAUUGUACAGAUUCAAACAAGUUUGUACUUUGGAUGAAUUUGAAGAGAUCUGUGGAAUUUAAUGCAGAUAUUAAACGGGGAAGUUGUUACUGCCAGUGAAUUGGGUGUCUUUUUUUCAGCGAUUGGGUGUCUUAGUGGACCUUGAAAACAAUUCAAAGUACUUCAUAUAAAUGGGAAUUUCUUGUUUCCUUAUUUAAACUUACCGUCCUCUUGAACCCUGAAACCAUGCCAUUUUUUGACAGUUUGAUUUUUCAUUCUGUCAAUAAAUCAUUUUAGGGCCGAGCAGGUUGAAAUCCACGCUGGAAAAUAUUAAAGGGAUCGACAUUUUUGUGAUAGUUCUGUGAAAAGUCAGUAGCGUUCAAAUGAUGCCGCAAACCCCGAAGGAAGUAUUCAGGAGAAGCUAAAUUCUGGUUGUGCCCUUUUGAUAUCCUAAUCAAUCCAUCAGAGGGCUUGCACCCAUAUAUAAUAUAUAGGUAAAGUAGAAUUGAUUAUUUCCUAGUAGGCCUUAAUCCAAAGCCAUGUUUGCAGUUGUCCUAUAUAGCCUAUUACUCUGUUUAAAAUUAAUACUAGAAAAAAUGCUUGCGAGCUGAAAAAGCAAAAAAAACCUUGAUACCAUGGUGAAACAUUCUAGACAAAGCACCUUUGCAUGCAUUUUUAUAGUUAUUUCAGCCUUGUUAGGUUCACAUCUGUCUCUGGUUUUCUCAAUUACUGCAGUUUCUGAAGCACCUCACAGCAAAGUGGAUUGCCAUAAGAUUUGUGGGAAUACAUCAGUUCCAUAUCCCUUUUAUAUUAAGCCCUGUGAUAAUCCUUACAGUGAGUUUGGACUUGAAUGCUACAACAAUUCUACUUUGAUGAUUACAUUGAACAAAGUUAGCUACACUGUGACCAGCAUUGAAGCAGAUAGUAUUAUUAUUAAUCCCAAUCAGUCUUCUUGUGAUAUAAAGCUACAGAACUUCACCAUCGACGGUGUACGUAGCUAUACAAUUUCCCCCAGUAACAUUAUCCAGUUUUCUAAUUGUAAUAAUUCAAGAAAUUGUUCUUUGACAUGCAACAUUCCUAAUCGAGGAAAUGAUGAACAAUGCAAGUUUGGUAAUACCUGCUGCCACUUUCUUGAGAAUGACACACUCUGGCAACCUGGAGAACCUAACUUUACGCAACUCUCUCAGCAACAGUGCACAGGUUUCACUAGCUGGGUAAUCUCAAGCGUGGUUCCUACUUACCAUGCAGAGAAUGGGCUGAAACUGGAGUGGGCUUUUCCGGGGAACUGCGCAAACUUUGGAUGUCAUGCCAAUGCAAAAUGUUUUUCAGCCAAAAAUGUCAAAGAUGGUUGGAGGUGCGCUUGUAAGGAUGGUUAUAUUGGAGACGGAUUCGUUGAUGGCACUGGUUGCAGAAGAGAUUGCACAAAGGAUGGGAAUCAAUCUGGUGACUGCGAGAAGGACAAGACCAAGAUAAUAAUCCUUGCAGCUGGGCUUCUAGCUGGAUCAGCACUGGUAGCGGCAAGCAUUGUAUCCAUUGGAUUAGUAAUUCGCAAGAGGCGGAACAAGCAGCAACGGCGAGGUCGAGAUGGGAAUCAGCUAGCAAGCCUUCUACAUAGCCGAUCGGAGGAAUUCAGCACCGAGCUAUUCACGUACAAAAUCUUGGACCGAGCCACAAAAGGCUUUGCUGAUGCCCAGAAGUGUGGCCAAGGUGCGUGUGGUACUGUCUAUGCUGGUCGCCUCCCGGAUGGCCGCUUUGUGGCUGUCAAGUGCAUGCAUCAUAAUUCUUCUAAGGAAGGGGCGCACCAGUUCCUGAACGAGAUUAGUCUGCUUUCAACCAUAAAACACAAGAAUCUGGUUCAACUGCUGGGCUGUUGCCUAGAGGCAGAUGACCCCAUUUUAGUCUAUGAAUUUGUUCCUAAUGGCACACUCACAGAGCACCUCCACUGCGAGAAUGGCAAAGGUCCACUUGACUGGCGCACCCGGUGUGCCAUUGCUGCCGAUGGCGCUCAGGCUCUCGUCCACCUGCACACCAACCUCCCCCAGCCGGUCUACCACCGGGACGUCAAGUCACCCAACAUUCUCUUAGACUUGGACUUCAACUGCAAGGUGGCGGACUUUGGUCUGUCCAGGCUGGCACCUUUCGAUUUUGGGACCCACAUUUCAACGGCGCCACAAGGCACCCCAGGUUACGUGGACCCUGAGUACCACCAGAACUUCCACCUCAGCGACAAAUCUGACGUGUACAGCUUUGGCGUUGUGCUGAUUGAGAUCAUUACUGCCAUGAAGCCCAUUGACUUCACACGUAACAAGAAAGAAGUCAACCUUGCUGCGCUGGCAGUUGCCAAAAUCACAUCUGGCUGCCUCGACGACAUCGUGGACCCGCUCUUACAGAUCGGCUCACGUCCACAUGUCAGAGCUCUGGUUCACAGGGUUGCUGAGCUGGCAUUCAGGUGUCUGGCCCAUGACAAGGAUGCCAGGCCCACCAUGACUGAGGUGGCAGAGGAGCUCCUUGCAGUUAAGAAUCAGUGCACGGAUAUUGAGUACCUGCCACCGGCUAUUACCAGUGAAAGCCCUGAAAAGUCGGCGUUGUCACCGACAUCUGUCCAGGCGCUGUGGCCCAGUAACAGCACUGCACUAUCAGAUAGUUUGUAGUUUAAUGGAGGGUUGGAGCUUCUGUUUUUCUCCGUCUCUUGAUGUAAAGUCUGUCAGUUGCCACUCUUCCGUCUCGGCAUGUAAAAUUUUAUAAUACAGACGUUAUAGGAAGGGUAAAUUCCUUUUUAUAUGAUCAGGCUAUAUAUUAGAUUCAGGGAAAGCUUUUGUUUUCUCAAAAAGACUAGUAAAUUUUAAUAUGUAUAGAUAUAUAUACAUAUUGUAUCAAAGGCAAGAAAUUUUGUAUAAUCUUUAUGUAGGAUUUUAUAUCUUUUUCUGUUAUUUAAAUAGGAGAAGGAGUUUAUGUUGAUACCUCUUUAGUUGAGAGUUAAGAAAGGGGUAUCCAUUCCACCAAAGUUGUUGACAUUAUUCCAGUUUUAUCUAUCAUACCUUCCGGUUUGAA
This is a messenger RNA of Cryptomeria japonica (Japanese cedar), 3899 nucleotides long. RefSeq names its product wall-associated receptor kinase-like 14. Gene Ontology annotation, molecular function: polysaccharide binding; protein kinase activity; ATP binding. Gene Ontology annotation, biological process: protein phosphorylation. Bases 1484 to 3499 code for a protein of 671 amino acids. The transcript has 4 exons. NCBI's taxonomy places the organism in Eukaryota, Viridiplantae, Streptophyta, Pinopsida, Cupressales, Cupressaceae. The record is from RefSeq and is a predicted model, not a curated record.